Messenger RNA from Brassica napus (rape), 525 nucleotides. Its product is annotated as F-box/WD-40 repeat-containing protein 1-like. Bases 1 to 525 code for a protein of 174 amino acids. The transcript has a single exon. The record is from RefSeq and is a predicted model, not a curated record. Lineage: Eukaryota; Viridiplantae; Streptophyta; Magnoliopsida; Brassicales; Brassicaceae.
AUGGGAAACAUGUAUUGGAUUGCUAAAUGGAAUCAAGCUGGCUACUUCAUCCAAAGUUUUAAUUUCUCUACCGAGACAUUCGAGCCCUUGGCCUCUCUUCCCUUUGCCUAUGGUGCAUAUGAUGUUCACAACUUGGCAGCUUUCAGAGGAAAUAAUCUUUCUUUGUUAGUACAAAACAAAGAAACUGAGAAGAUGGACGUAUGGGUCACAAACAUGGCCAAGAAGGGUGUGAUAAUAUCGUGGACCAAGUUCUUUAGUGUGACGAGACCUGAACGCAAGGUGUUUCGUGCUUGUGAAGCUAUUGCUACUAAGGUGCAUUUUAUUGACAAGAAGAAUAGGGUUGUUGUAUGUUGUGAGGAAGUAGCAGUAGAUGAAAGGUGCGUCAGUGUUAAUAUCUAUCUUAUUGGAGAGGGUGAGAUAGAAAAACAAGAGAUAGAACUACAUAAACGAGGUUUUAGCUGGCCCUUUUGUCUCCGGCUAUGCAUAUCUUCCAAGUCUUGUUCCGGUUCUAACAUAGGACUAUAG